AUGGAAAGGUCCACGACCGCGUCCCCCGACAAGAAAGACAAAAUGGACGGGAACGGCUUCGGCGAGCUCCCGAAGAAGCCCUCGCCCUCAGUGACACGAGCCCCCCACCACAUCUUCCCGCCCUUCCACACGCCCAUCCCCAUCGACAUGCGCCACCACGAGGGACGGUACCACUACGAGCCCCACGCGCUGCACGCCAUGCACGGCCCUGCCGGUCUGGCCGGAAGCCCCAUCCUCUCUGACAUCUCCCUGAUCCGGCUGUCACCCGGUGCUGUGGCGACGGGCGAGUCACCCUUCAGCCCUCCACAUCCGUACGUCAGCCCACACAUGGAGCACUACCUGCGCUCCGUGCACAGCAGCCCAACCCUGUCCAUGAUCUCCGCAGCCCGAGGACUCAGCCCUGCCGACUUGGCCCAUGAGCAUCUGAAGGAGCGUGGGCUGUUUGGACUACCUCCUCCUCCUCCUGGCUCCAGUCCUACAGAGUAUUACCACCUGAUGGCCAGCAGCCACCGCAGCCCCUACGGGGACCUGCUCAUGCAGGGGGCCGGGGCCACAGCCACCGGGGCCCACCUGCCCGACUACAUCACCCCCAUAGACGUGUCACGGUUCUCCAGCCCCAGACUGACGCCCCGGCUGAGCAGGAAGAGGGCGCUGUCCAUCUCCCCGCUGUCGGACGCCAGCAUCGACCUCCAGACGAUGAUCCGCACCUCUCCGAACUCGCUGGUGGCCUACAUCAACAACUCCCGCUCCAGCUCCGCCGCCAGCAGCUCCUACGGACACCUUUCUGUCGGAGGGAUCAGCCCCACCUUCCCCUUCCCCCACCCCAUCAACCCCAUGGCCUACCAGCAGCUCCUCUCACAGCAGCGAGGCCUCAGCGCCUUUGGCCACACCCCACCACUCAUCCAGACCCCGCCCACUUUCUCCAGCCGCCAGCCGGGCCUGGGUCCCUCUGGACCCCCCGCCGCCACCCACAACAUGCCGUCCAAGAAUCUAAGUGGUGACUCGGCAGUCAGCAGCACAGUUGACCCUUUGACCACCAAAAGGUCAAAGGUCAAGACUGAAGCUGAUGGACUGAGACCUGCUUCUCCUUGUUCACCGGACCACGUGGGCAGUGGGAUGGACAUGAAGGACGAUGUGGACAGAGAGGACUGCAAACAGGAGCCCGAGGCGCUUUACGAGACCAACUGUCACUGGGAGGGCUGCUCCAAAGAGUACGACACCCAGGACCAGCUGGUUCAUCACAUCAACAAUGACCACAUCCAUGGGGAGAAGAAGGAGUUUGUGUGUCGCUGGGAGGACUGCUCCAGGGAGCAGAAGCCCUUUAAGGCCCAGUACAUGCUGGUGGUUCACAUGCGACGGCACACGGGGGAGAAACCACACAAGUGCACGUUUGAGGGAUGCUCCAAAGCUUACUCCCGUCUGGAGAACCUCAAGACUCACCUGCGCUCACACACGGGCGAGAAACCAUACGUCUGCGAGCACGAAGGAUGCCACAAGGCGUUCUCCAACGCCUCGGACCGGGCCAAGCACCAGAACCGGACUCACUCCAAUGAGAAACCCUAUGUGUGUAAAAUCCCCGGAUGUACCAAGCGCUACACGGACCCCAGCUCGCUCAGGAAGCACGUGAAGACAGUCCACGGACCCGAAGCCCACGUCACCAAAAAGCAGCGCAGUGACCUGCCGCCGAGGCCUCCGCCGCCCAGGGAGAACGGCGAGAACGAGACGGGCGCCCGGGACCGAAUACGAGAAGACAAGUUAUCAGACAGCGGCGCCCCCAGAGGCAUGGAGGACUACCUGCACAUCAAAUCCAUCAAGACGGAGAGCUCUGUGAUGUAUCAGUCCAGCCCUGGCGGUCAGUCGUCAUGUAGCAGCGAGCCAUCGCCCCUUGGCAGUGCCGCCAACAAUGACAGUGGAGUAGAGAUGGCAGCGUACAGCGGGGGGAGUCUGGGGGACCUCACCACGCUGGACGAACUGCCCUCGACCGACCUGCUAGGCUCAGACGGCUCCCCAGGCGGGGCAGUAGUAGUGGGCCUUCACCUUCGCAAGCAGCUGGGAACCGGCCUGCGCCUUGAGCAUCUGAAGAGGGAGAAACUGAAGGCAGUGGGGGACUCCUGUCUGUGGGCCGGCAACCCGGUAGUGCCGGCACCGACCCACAGCACCAAACUGCCACCCAUCCUGACAGGCGGGUCCCUCGUGGAGAGCCCAGGUAUGGUUGGGGGCCCCACAUCAGUCCCCGUCCCCGGCUUGGGCAACCUGUUCCUGGGUAAGAUGACACUGCUGGGCCAGAUGUCGGAGCGCCGGGACAGUACCUCCAGUACCCUGAGCUCCGUGUACACUCUCAGCCGCAGGUCCUCCGGCAUCUCCCCCUGCUUCUCCAGCCGACGCUCCAGCCAGGCCUCACAAUCCAGCACCAGUCGUUGUGUCAACAUCAGCUCGGCUGACUCCUAUGACCCCAUCUCCACCGAUGUCUCCCGGCGCUCCAGCAUAGCCAGCCAGUUUGCGGGAGGUGGGGGUGGAGCAGGAGCGGGCAGAGGAGGAGGUCUGCCCAGCCCCCUCAGCCUGACCCCCGCCCAGCACUACCGCCUCAAGGCAAGGUAUGCUGCAGCAACUGGGGGUGCGCCUCCAACACCCCUCCCAAAUAUGGAGCGAAUGAGUCUGAAAACCCGCCUGGCAUUGUAUGGGGACUCCCAGGAGACCUGCAGCUCCAACAGUGCAAUGGGUGUGCCUCCCAAGUGGUGCGGUAACUAUGCAGCUCGCAGCCUGAUGCCACAUGAGGCCCCAUCUAAUGUCCGCCGUCGAGCCAGCGAUCCCGUCAGAUGGCCUGCCGUGGAGUCCCUCUGCCAACCCCAAAUACAGCGCUACAACAGUAUGGGUGCACUGGCAGUUAGAGGUGGGCUGCACCCCCAGCCACUUCUUGCUGCAGAUCGGAGACUUACAGCCCAGCAAGGCUAUCUGCAAUCAAACGGCAGCCCACACCACUUCUCUUAUGUCCAGCAGCCACCCAGUAUCUCUGAAAACAUAAACGUGGAGACCAUGACGGGGGACAUACCGGUGGAAGCCAUGGUGCUGUCAGAGGAUGUCGUACAGUUCCUCAGCCCAGAGAACGGAUCAGUCCAUACCCGACAAGUACAAACUCUCCAGGGAAAUGCAAACUUCCAGCUGCAGCCGUACUCCCAGGGAAACACGACUAUCCUGGAUGCAAACAUGAACCCAGCUUCCUCAGCCACACCAGCUUGCAGUAUGAGCCCAGGACAGCAGCAGCAACAGCAGUUGUGUCUGUCUUCCAUCAGGCACCGUUGUUCCAACACUUCCAUCCAGUGUAACAAAGUAUCCUCAGAUACCAUGGGGAGUACUACCCUGCACUUGUCCAAACCACAGUUCAGAGGAAACCUGACCAUUUUCCAGCAGAACCAAAACUUUGGAUCUUUCCACAGCAAUCUCAGCUCCAACCAACAGGCAGUGGAGAAGCUCGAGUACGCAACCCAGCAGAGACACCAAUCCCACAGCACUGAUACACAAACAAACUUUUUGCAACAACAAAGGUUUGAGCAGAUCUCAAAUCUCAAUGAACCAAACAGCUCCCAGUGUCGGUUUGACCAAAGGAUUGGUCUUUAUGAUGCUAACGGUAAUUCCACUCAUCGUCUGUCUUGUCAUAACAUGUCAAGAGUCAGUGCAGGCAUGCAGAGCCCUAGCUGCAAGCAGCAGACUAUGCAGACAGCUGACACGCAUUACAAUGAUUUGGGGGCACAGUCUGUUGUAAUUAAACUUGAGGAUUGUGAUGAAUCACAUGUGGUAUCACAUCAACAGAACAUGACAUCCCAGCAUCCAAAGCAAUGUAAGAAUCAAGGACUUCUUCAGCCAAGGCCACCCACAAGACCCAAGUCCCUAACAAGGCACCAUUCAGGGCAAAACACAAUGCCGCAAAUGGGCAUCGCUCAGUCCAACCCGAACCCAGAUACUAUGACUAACAUGUCUGCUGAUAGGGUUGUGGGACAGCACUGCAAUGGCAAUUCUGAAGAUAAUGCUGUGUACUACACAGGACAGAUUCAGGUGUUUGAAACCAAUGGGAACAUGGACCAUCAUCUCUCUCCUGUGGUGGAUGUAUCCCAGCUUGUCCCAGGAGGCACUGAAAACAAUGUCAUGGCAUCUCCGCGGAUGCAGAUAGACUUUGACAGCAUGCUGGAUGAUGGGGAUCAUUCCAGCCUCAUGUCAGGGACCCUGAGUCCGGGUCUACUGCAGAAUUUGUCCCAGAACUCCUCGCGCCUCACCACCCCAAGGAAUUCAGUAACCCUGCCCUCGGUGCCAGCAGGGACUGGAAACAUGGCCAUCGGAGACAUGAGCUCUUUGCUGUCAACUCUGGCAGAAGAGAGCCAGUUCCUCAACUUGAUGUCCUAG
Lampris incognitus (smalleye Pacific opah) is the source of this 4395-nucleotide messenger RNA. RefSeq names its product zinc finger protein GLI2-like. Gene Ontology annotation, molecular function: RNA polymerase II cis-regulatory region sequence-specific DNA binding; DNA-binding transcription factor activity, RNA polymerase II-specific. Lineage: Eukaryota; Metazoa; Chordata; Actinopteri; Lampriformes; Lampridae. The record is from RefSeq and is a predicted model, not a curated record. The coding region runs from base 1 to 4395 and encodes 1464 amino acids. Gene Ontology annotation, cellular component: nucleus. The transcript has 14 exons. Gene Ontology annotation, biological process: smoothened signaling pathway; regulation of transcription by RNA polymerase II.